Messenger RNA from Sodiomyces alkalinus F11, 4055 nucleotides. RefSeq lists its product as hypothetical. Bases 176 to 3730 code for a protein of 1184 amino acids. NCBI's taxonomy places the organism in Eukaryota, Fungi, Ascomycota, Sordariomycetes, Glomerellales, Plectosphaerellaceae. Gene Ontology annotation, cellular component: plasma membrane. The transcript has 2 exons. Gene Ontology annotation, biological process: protein localization to plasma membrane. The record is from RefSeq and is a predicted model, not a curated record.
ACCACCACCACUACCACCACUAAUGAAUACCGCGAGUACUGCAUUGCUCCGAGUUCGCCACGAAUACACACAUCUUCCCUGACGUCCUCGUUCGACUCAUAACAUCCGCCAUCUCCUCCUCCCUCCAUCCCUUUCCUCCCGCACCCUCCUCUGGUCCUGCCGCAGCGUCUUCGCCAUGCACGCUAUUCAGCAGAAAUGCCGUCCCAAGCACCAGGUCCUAGUUCUCAAGUGCUACCCUCGCACGACCAAGGGCGCCGUCGACGUGAAGCCCAACUCGAGCGAGCUCAGUUACCUUCUCUUCUAUGCCACUUCGCGACGCUCCAAGAUACAGAAGAUUGGUAGCUUUCUUGAGAAGAAGACUGCCUCGGAUGUCUGGCGAUUACGAAUUGGGAAUGUCCAAGUUACCCUCCAGAUCCUCGCCGCCCUCAUAGAGAAGGCCCCCAAAGAUCUCCCCCUUUUUGCGACCCAUGUCCUCAAGAUACUCGAUCUCGUUCUAGACUCCAAGGACAUCACCAUGGCCCAGUCCUCCAUCCCAACCUUUGAAGCCUUCUGCGCCAACCACGACGUCUCCUCGUCCUUCGCCGAUCAGGACUACCUCACCCAAUACGAGUCGGUUGUCCGUCAUUACGCCACCCUCGCCUCCACUCGACAUGUCCCCGCCAGGGACACCGUCAGCAAACCCGUCCAGACGAGGUGGAGGAUGGUUGGUCUCGAGGCCAUCAAGAGCGUGUCUUCGGCAGACCCGCUCGCCUCGGUCGCCGGCCGCCAGCUCAGCGUCAUCGUCCCCAUGAUUCUCGAGAACCUCUGGUGGGAGGACGACGAGUUCCUGCCCGUGUUGCUCUCGCGAGCCGAAAUGAACGAGAAGGUCGACCCCGACACCGGCUUGCACCGCCGUAAGAUGAGUGCUGCCACCACUGUCCGUACCGCCGACCCCCAGGCCGCCGACCCCAACCCCAACCCUCUCGCUCUGGCCGGGACCGCCCUGGAUGUCGACAAGUUGGACGAGGAGGGCGUCGGCGUUCUGGCGCUUCGGGGUCUGAAGCAGAUCUUCGUCGUGCCGAACCAGCCGCAGAUCCACGCCGCCACCCUGGCCAUGCUCAGGUUCAUCCAGGAACGCGUGGCCCAGGGAGAGACCGUGGUGAAGAGAGAUCCCAAGACCGACAAGGACGCCGGCUGGGCCAUCACCCUGUUCGCCAUGGUGGCCCACUGGGCCCCCGUGCAGGACCGUUAUGUCAUUCUCGUCACGGCAAUGGACCACCUCCUGGGCACUCCCGUGACCGAAGGAAACCUGCAGCAGCACAUGGUCCUGGCCGCCAUGAUCAGCUCGCUCCUCCGAUCCGACGUCAACCUGAUCGGCCUGAGCGUCAUGGAUGUCCUCCUGGGUUUCAUCCAGCACAUCAAGAGGGUUCUGCAGCUUCCCGGCGGCGUCGUCCCCACCGAGCUUCUCGACCUCCUUCAGCGGUGCAUUGGCCAUCUUGCCACCCACGUCUACUACGCCGAUCAGAUUUCCGACAUGAUCUCCGCCAUCCUUUUCCGUCUUCGUCCCUCCCGAUCCUCCAGCAGCAGCGCCAAUUCUUCCCCUCGCGGAGAAAAGGCGGACGCGACCCAGAACGACGAUGCCACUACCACUGCUGCCGCCAACGCCGCCGUGAGCAGCCCUCAUGCGAACCUCGACACGUAUCUGACCCUCAGCCUCGGCAAGACGACCGCUCUCAAGGCCAUCAAAUCCAUCUUGCUCGUGGCCAACCCCCAGACCAGGAUCUCGGGCAACGUCAACCUGACCCGGAAUCGUGUCCCCAUCACCGUUUGGGAGGGGACGCACUGGCUGCUGCGGGAUCCCGACGGCCAAGUGCGGAAGGCGUACGUCGACGCGCUGCUCACCUGGCUCGACCGGCAAACUACCGAGGCCGACCUGAGAGUGAGGAGGGACAAGACCUCGCAGCCGUGGUCAGCACAUCCCCGGUCGCCGGCCAAGGCCCUCCGAGAGGGCCUGCUGCAGCAACAGCAACAACAGCAGCCGCCCAGCCCCCCCGGGCGCAGGAUCGCCUCGAACGCUUCCCAGCAGGAGAGGUCGAUGCAGCGGUCUCGGUCUCACUUCCUCCAGCUUCUGCACCUGUGUGCCUACGACAACGCGCUCCAGUACGUCGAUUCCGAGCCUGACUUGGUUCUCCUGCACGUCCUCCUGGCGAAACUCGCCGCCCAGCUCGGCGUUAACGCCGUCCGCCACGGGCUGCCGAUGAUUUUCCGCCUGCAGGAGGACAUCCAGGAGGUGGAGACGCCGCUGCAAAAGGUUCGAAUCGGCUCUCUCUGCCACGGCUAUUUCUGGGCCAUCAUCGAGCGUUUCGAUAUCGAGGCCUCCGUGGCGGGGCGAGCCAUUCAGAACGAGAUCAUCCGGAGGCGGAGCAAGAAUUUCUGGGUCGAGGGCGUACGGCUGCCUCUCCCGGCCCUGAACCUCAUCAACGGACUGGGUAGCCCGGGGUCUCCGUCUCCGUCUCGGCCUCAGGCCCAAUCUCAGCUACCCGUAGACGAGCUCGAGACCGAGGCCCUGCUGCCGUUUGACGACAGGAUAUCGCUGGUGGAGUGCAUCGCCGCGAGCUACGCCGAGAGCGCCGCCUCGCCUCCGAUCAGUCCGGCCGCGUCCCCGGGGCGGUCCUUCAGCCACCCCAUACUGAGCCCGCCACUGGCCUCCGUGUCUGCCGAGCGGCGAGAGGACAGGGAGCUGCCGGAUUCGGUCCGCGAGCUGAUGCUGUCGGAAUGGACUAGGGAUGCCGCGAUCCUCGCCAUCCAAUCGGCGAGCAAGUCGGAAUCCCUUGCGGGUUCCCGCACGACGGCGACCGGGCGCAACCGAGCCGGCGUCAACGGAGGGGGUGUGGCUGGGAAUGGGCACGCAAUGGCAAUGGCCCCUUCGCCACUGGGGAGCCAGCAGAACCUGCAGGGCGCAUUGGCGACUUUCCACAAGACACGUCAGGCCAGCCUCCGCAGCGGGGGGUCCGCGUCCCUGUCGGCUUCGAGUCGCGGCCCCGUGGCCUCGGUGGAGCAGUUGAAGAUGGUCCUCUCUGGACAGCUACCUCGCACUGCAGCCGGGAACACAGCGAUAGGAAUCGGGCGGCGAUCUGGACAUGGGGACGACGGCAGCGAUAGCGGCAGUGAUAGCAUGGUUAGCUUUGAGUACUCGCCGUCGGAGCUCAGUUACAACAACAACAACAACAACAACAACAACAACAACAACAACAACAACAACAACAACAACAACAACAACGCCAACAACGCCACCGCCCCGGGGGCAGCUUCCCCGCGACCCGAGAACGGCGGCGGCGACGAAGCACAACUUCAGAAUCAGCACCUGCGGCGAACCCUGUCGCACGGUCGAAAGGGCGGCCCCCUCAGCUCCAACCCUGCUGUUGCUGCUGCGUACGACGAGUUCCCCCCGUCCCCGCGUGGGAACGGCCUCGAGGCCGUGCCGCCCGUGCCACCGUUGCCGUUGGACAUGAGCACCCUAUCGGGCAAGGUGGGCGGUGAGACUAUGCACCUGGGACGCCCGGCCACGGCACCCCACGGUCUCAAACCGGCGAGGAGGAACCUCAGCAGCCGCAGCGCUGAUGGCAGGUUCCGAGCCCCGUUGCAGGAUGAAUCAUCGCCUGAGACGAUGGACUUGCGGGAUCUCCUACUGGGUAUUGACAGCGGAGCGGGCGAGCAGAGCCUGGGUAAUGUGACGAGACCGCCGUAUUAAUGGAGUGAUACGGGCGAGCGGGCGGGCGGAAUGGUUACCUGUGUUACCUGUAUUACUGGGGAGUUUUGAAAUGGGGGAAGCGAGAUAUUUGAAAGGAUUUCACCGUAACCAUCUAGAGGUAUGGUAAGGAAAUUUUUGAAAGAGGAGGGUCAGCGGGUUGAAGAAUGCUGCUCGGUCCAACUCUUUCUGUACCAACAUCACUAUUAUCAUCGUGGGUCCUCCUGGACUGAACGAAGCGGGGUGUUUUCAUGUCUCUUUGGGGGAUGGGGGACUAUUGGAAAAAGCUGGAUAAUAUAAAACGAGCGAAAUAUAUUCUAUUCACACG